This is a messenger RNA of Theobroma cacao (cacao), 668 nucleotides long. RefSeq names its product large ribosomal subunit protein eL32z. Gene Ontology annotation, cellular component: ribosome; cytosolic large ribosomal subunit. Gene Ontology annotation, biological process: translation. Gene Ontology annotation, molecular function: structural constituent of ribosome. NCBI's taxonomy places the organism in Eukaryota, Viridiplantae, Streptophyta, Magnoliopsida, Malvales, Malvaceae. The record is from RefSeq and is a predicted model, not a curated record.
CCCUAGCAUGUUUCAUCUGCUUCACUUUUAACUCCAGCUCCAGGGUUUACACGAGCCGCAGCGCAGCGUUUCCAACAGAAAAAAUGGCAGUCCCUUUGCUGUCCAAGAAGAUUGUGAAGAAGCGUGUCAAGAAGUUUAAGAGGCCCCAAAGUGACCGCAAGAUCUCCGUUAAGACAAACUGGCGAAGGCCUAAGGGUAUUGACUCCCGUGUUAGGAGAAAGUUCAAGGGAUGCACUUUGAUGCCCAAUAUUGGUUAUGGUUCAGACAAGAAGACUCGCCACUAUCUUCCCAACGGGUUUAAGAAAUUUGUUGUGCAUAAUGUCCAAGAGCUGGAGCUUCUCAUGAUGCACAACAGGACAUACUGUGCUGAGAUAGCCCAUGAUGUUUCAACCAAGAAGAGGAAGCAAAUUGUUGAGCGAGCAGCACAGUUGGAUGUUGUUGUUACCAACAAAUUGGCUAGGUUGCGCAGCCAGGAGGAUGAGUGAAGAUUGGUCCUUUAAUGUUGAUUUUGCUUUUUGGUAUAAUAUAUUUUCGUUUAGUAAGUUUCAGUACUUUGGGUUAAAAUUUUUAAGUCUUAUUUUGACUUGAAUCGCAUGUUCUUUUGUUGUGAUUGAAUCUGAACACUUUUAUCUAAUUUGAAGUCUGCAUGACUGAUAUUUUGAGGUUCU